This is a messenger RNA of Monopterus albus (swamp eel), 3457 nucleotides long. RefSeq names its product SKI-like proto-oncogene a (gene skila). NCBI's taxonomy places the organism in Eukaryota, Metazoa, Chordata, Actinopteri, Synbranchiformes, Synbranchidae. Gene Ontology annotation, cellular component: cytoplasm; nucleus; transcription regulator complex. Bases 1160 to 3457 code for a protein of 765 amino acids. Gene Ontology annotation, molecular function: RNA polymerase II cis-regulatory region sequence-specific DNA binding; DNA-binding transcription factor activity, RNA polymerase II-specific; SMAD binding. The transcript is spliced from 9 exons. The record is from RefSeq and is a predicted model, not a curated record. Gene Ontology annotation, biological process: negative regulation of BMP signaling pathway; negative regulation of transforming growth factor beta receptor signaling pathway; negative regulation of transcription by RNA polymerase II.
UUGACUGUUUGGGUGUACCGGAAUAGCACUCAGUGUUUUUGACAUACGGGCAAGCCGCGGUUGUAAACCCCGCCGUGCCUUCGUCUAAUCGGUGUGUGCGUAGGGCUCGACCGUGUCUUCCCAGACUAGACCGUAGUGUAGACAGUGAAUGUCAUUAUCAGUGCUGUCUGCAUACCAGUGCCGUCGUGGCGAGCCAGCAGAGGAAGCAAAGUACAGUUUGCAGACUGAGGAGGAGGAGGGGAUGGAGCGGAGCAGGAGCAUUAUAGCUACGCGGUGUCCUUGCAGCGAACAGGAUACUAGAAGUGGGGGUGACAUUAAGAAAAUGGGUCUAAUAGCAAUUAAAAGCUGAGAGGUGUUUUAUGAGAAACCCCACUGCGUUGUUAUUUAACGAAGCAAUGUGAUUUCUGUCAUAAAUAUACUGCCCUGCAUGGAUCGAGGUUUUAACAGAAAAAAGGGAAACAGUCUUGUAACGGGUUGUUACUGGUCUGAUUUUGCCGUGUUGUAGAAGUCAUCCCACGGCUGAUAUUUGCCAUUAGACCGCCCACAAACAUCAAACCCGUUUCGGAAUCGAACUCGAUACACCCGAGCAGCAUUUCAGUCAGUGGAAAAAAAAAACAACAACGACGGGAUGUGGAAAUUUGCAAAAGCGUGCAAACCCGUUCACUGUGGUCAUUUAACCCACCGUGCGUGUUUUGCCCUUUGACAAGCCGAAAUCUCUAUGUAAUGUAUUAUAGACACUACAACACAUCACGAAGCGCAAAUGGCACAGUAAAUGUUGCAUUUUCAAGCUGAAGCGCGAUCAGUCCCCUCUUCUCUUGGCGUCAUAUUGCAGCAGUGGCCAUGAUCAAACAUUGCCUUUUAAACUGAGGAUACCAGCUAAAUGUUGGUUAUCUCAAAACCGUCGACUCAGUAAUUCCGCUGUAAAGUAAGAAGGGGAAACACCGCUUUCCACACUGCUGCACGUCAAGCUGUGAAAGACCGAGAGACGGGAACGACUGCUGGAAGUGGAUCUAAACAGGAAACUUCAAUCACCAUCAUGCAUGUGUCUAACUACCAGAAGAUUUGUGUAAUUUGAAAAAGACUUGAGGAGGGGGAAAAAAGGACUCGUAUCCAAGAACUCAGUCAGCAGACAAAAACAAUAGUAACCCAGUGCUUAGACAUGGCCAGCACCCAGACCACUUUCAAAAAAACCCCUUUCAAAGACAUGACCUCAUUCAAGGGCAACAUGAAAAGGCUGUACAGAGAGAGACUGGAAGAUGCACCCAUCAAGAAGCGAGUGAUGGCAGAGAUCAACCUGAAGUGUCGUGGCUUAGAUUCCCUCCCCAAAACUCCCAGGGUGAAGCGGGAACAGACUGAGGAGCUGCUCCACGACUCUGAGAUGGAUGUGGAGGGCCAGGCUGAAUUGCACGUGGUGGGUUCUGCUAAAGCCCUGGACCUGAGCCCUGGGCUCAAACACACACUGGCCCAAUUCACCCUCAGCAGCCAGAGCUCUCUUGGGGGUCCUGCUGCCUUCUCAGCCCGCACCGGCCAUGAGCAUUCCCCAGCUGGCAUGCCUCCGCUGCCCUCCCCUCCUGUUCUGGGAGGAGGCCCUCUGCUAGUUCCCUGUGACAGCUCCACCGAACUCACCCAUUCACUGCUGGAAGGAGAGUCCAUCUCCUGUUUUGUUGUCGGGGGAGAGAAACGGCUCUGCCUACCCCAGGUGCUCAACUCUGUGCUCCGUGACUUCUCGCUGCAGCAGAUCAACACUGUGUGCGACGAACUGUACGUCUACUGUUCACGUUGUGAUGCCGAGCAGCUGCACAUCCUCAAGGUGCUGGGCAUUCUGCCAUUCAACGCGCCUUCAUGUGGCCUCAUUACACUGACGGAUGCACAACGGUUGUGCAACGCUCUGCUGCGCCCUGGGGCGGCCUUGCCCGCUGACCCCAGCGGUAAGCUGUCGGCCCAGGGCCUGCUGAAGGAGGGCGAAGCCAGCUUUCAGGUGGAGCACCAGUGUCUGGGGAAGUGCCAGGGUCUCUUUGUGCCCCAGUUUUACACCCAGCCUGAGGCGCCCUGCAUUCAGUGUGUUGAGUGUCAAUUGCUCUUUUCACCACAAAAGUUUGUCAUGCAUUCACAUAAGUCACCUGAUAAGAGGACCUGCCACUGGGGCUUUGACUCAGCCAAGUGGCCCUGCUACCUGCAGCUUGCCAGGAAGUAUCAGGGCACACCUGAGGAGCCCAAGCUUAAGCAGCUCCUGGACGAGGUCAAAGAGAAGUUCCACUACCAGCUCAAGAGGUCACUAGACAAAAAGGCAGUGGAAGAGGAGGAGAGCCAGCCAAGACAGACCUCUGCAGACCUCUGCUCAUCCAGUAGCAAGAUGGCUGAUGCCGACCCUGCAAGAAAGGGGAAAACCUCUCCACCAACUCUGAUGUUCAACCCACUUUUCUCUGACAUCAAGGAGGAGCCAGGACAUCCCACCCUGGUCCAUCCCAGUUACUACCUGUACACCUACGAUAAGAUGGUGGCCCCUAAUGUGUCUCUGCGGAGGGAGGCGGAGAUAAGCCCGGAGAUGCUUGGAGUGCUGCUCAAACACCAUUACAGCCACCGAGUGCUGGGCCACAAUGAGCCGCCUAUGGAUCUUCACUCAUCGCCUCCCAUCGCUGCUGGUGCCGAGGAGACCAAAUCCCAACGUGCCGCCACUGCUGCUUCGACCAUUGAGCGGGAAUGCCAAACCCAGGCAGUUUCCAUGGAGACAAGCAGCCCGAGUUGCAAGAAAGCCAUCCACACCCCCACCCUCACCCCUCCGCCUCCUGCGUCGUUGCUGUCGCCGAUAACGGAAGUAGCAGCUAAGGACAUGGGCUCUGCCACGAGCUGCGCUGCAGUGGUGGUGGGGGGGCUGGAGGACGACAAGGACAGGAUUGUUGUGGAGAUCAUGCAGAUGUACAGCAGGCAGCAGGAGAAACUCAACUCCACCCUGCACAAGCAGCUGCAGCUAGAGAUGGAGCUGGAGACGUUGCACAGGGGUGAGGCAGCGAGGCUACGGGAGCUGAGCGCCGAGCAGCGGGAGCUUCGCAGCGAGCUGGAGGUGGUGCACAGUGAACAGGCACGGCAGCUCAGCCAGGCCCGCCAAGAACAGCUGGAGCUGGAGGCGCGUCUGGAACAGCUCCGACAGCAGACCUGUGCAUGUGAGCCAGGGGCACAACGCCAGCAAGAGGCCCACUACACUGCACAGUUGUCAGAGCUCCGUCAGAGGCUGGAACGGGCGGAGGCGGACCGGCAGGAGCUGCAGGAGGAGCUGCGCAGGGAGCGGGAGGCGCGGGAGAAGCUGGAGCGCACAAUCACCCAGCUCAAGCAACAGAUGGCCCAGUCUGGCACAAGGCCCCAGUGGCUGGCCAAAAGUAACCACCACCACCCCCAGACACCUCCCUCAUUCCUCUCCCCAUCACCUACCAACUCAACAGACACAAACGAAUCAGCCUGA